This is a messenger RNA of Parathielavia appendiculata, 387 nucleotides long. RefSeq names its product cytochrome b5. The transcript is spliced from 3 exons. Gene Ontology annotation, molecular function: heme binding. Gene Ontology annotation, cellular component: intracellular membrane-bounded organelle; endoplasmic reticulum membrane. The record is from RefSeq and is a predicted model, not a curated record. The annotation marks the transcript as partial. NCBI's taxonomy places the organism in Eukaryota, Fungi, Ascomycota, Sordariomycetes, Sordariales, Chaetomiaceae. Gene Ontology annotation, biological process: sterol biosynthetic process.
AAAGAACUCACCUACCAAGAUGUUGCCGAGCACAACACGAAGAAGGAUCUUUAUGUUGUCAUUCACGACCAGGUUUACGAUUGCACUAAGUUUGUCGACGAGCACCCCGGUGGCGAGGAAGUCCUUCUCGAUGUCGCCGGCCAGGACGCAACCGAGGCUUUUGAGGACGUCGGCCACAGCGACGAGGCGCGCGAGACCCUUGAGCAGCUCAAGGUUGGCACGCUGAAGCGCAACCCCGGCGACCCCAAGCCUAAGACCCCCGUCCCCGGCGCCGUUUCCCCGGCCGCCAACAACAGCGCUGCCACCGGUCUUGGCAUUGGGGUGUACGCCGUCCUCGUCCUUGGCGGCCUAAUUGGCUACGGCGCCUACCAGUACCUUCAGCAACAA